CCCCGUGUUAAUCCCCUCCCCGCUUUAAACCCCUCCCCCAGCAGCUCCCCCGAGUUAAUUCCCUCCUCUCCUCGGCGUUAAACCCCUAGUCCCUUGGCAGCCGCACUUCCCAUCCUGCGGUGCUGGGAGCGGGCCGGCGCUCAGAGGCUGCGAGAUGCUGCGGGCGGGCUGCCGGGUUGCGGUGCGUGUCGGGCCCCGGGGCCAGGAGCCCGGGGCGGGCGGGCGGCGGUGGCGGCGCUGCUGCAGCUCCGGGCCGGACAGCCUGAAGCAGACGCCCCUCCAUGCAUUCCACCGGCAGCAGGGUGGCAGGAUGGUGAACUUCGCUGGCUGGAGCAUGCCUGUGCAGUACGCGCUGAGCCACCUGGAGUCCCACCUGCACACGCGCCAGCACUGCUCCCUCUUUGAUGUCUCCCACAUGUUGCAGACCAAGGUGUUUGGCCGGGACCGGGUGAAGUUCAUGGAGAGCCUGGUGGUUGGGGACAUCGCGGAGCUGAAGCCAGACCAGGGCACCCUGUCUCUCUUCACUAACGAGGAGGGAGGCAUUCUCGACGAACCCUCAAUCGUGACCAACACAUCGAGCCAGCAGCCCCCUCUUAUGUGGUGGUCCAACGCAGGGUGCAGGGAGAAGGACUGGGCCCUGAUUGCAGGGCCGAGCAGAGGAGCUGCGGGUACAGGCGGCGAUGUGCACCUGGAGAUCUCUGAGAACGUGCUGCUGGCUCUGCAAGGUCCUUCGGCAGUACAGGUGCUGCAGACAGGCGUGUCGGACGAUCUGGCCAAGCUGCCCUUCAUGAGUAGUGCGGUGAGGUUGUUUGGGGUGCCAGGCUGUAGGGUGACACGCUGCGGCUACACCGGAGAGGAUGGCGUGGAGGUACCAUGUUGCGGGGCGGCGGGGUGGGGGGGCAGAGGUCCCGAAGCAGGAGCAGCCCUAAUGGGGCAGGGAGGGGGCGAGGUGUCCAUGGGUGGCACAGUGCUGGCUCAGGCACUGCCUGGUGGGGUGCAGGAAGCUGGAAUUUACCAUGCCUGCCAUUACUUGCUUAGAUCUCGGUGCCGUGGGGCGCGCAGUGGAGUUGGUGGAGCUGCGCUCAGGGAUCCACAAGUUGCAGUGGCAGGGCUGGCGGCCAGGGACAGCCUGCUGGAGGCGGGACUCUGUCUCUACGGCAACGACAUUGAUGAGACGACACCUGUGGAGGCAGCUCUGGUGUGGACACUGGGGAAGCGGCGCCGGGAGGCCAUGGAUUUCCCUGGUGCCCGGGUCAUUGUGCCCCAGAUCAAAGGAAGGUUAAGGCAAGCGCGUGGGGUUGAUUUCCCCGGGCCCCCAAUCCGGCCACACAUGCCCAUCCUGAGCCGGAGGGCAGGCCCAUUGGUAGGCGAAGUGACCAGCGGCUGCCCCUCUCCCUGCCUGAAGAAGAACGUGGCCAUGGGCUAUGUGGCGGCGUAGCAGAGCCGGGUGGGCACGGUGCUGGCAGUGGAGGUGCGGAAGAAGAGCUGCCCUGCUCUGGUCACCAGGAUGCCCUUUGUGCCCACCCGCUACUACACGCUCAAGUGAGAUGUCGCUGGGAGCCAUGCCCCACCCCCCCACCCCAACCAAUCAGCAUGCACCUGUCCUGCCCCACAUAGGCCACGUCCCCAAUCAAGACUCCCCAGGGGACAGCCUGGCCCCACAGUGCCACAUAUCCAGCAAAGGCUGGACCCCAACGGAGCCAAAGAGCCAAAGUCCAGCCAUGUGCUGCCCAGCCAAUGCCAAGGGCAUGUGCCUUCCAGCCCCUUCUGAGGCCAAUGCCAAACCAGGCCAGUCUGUUGGUUUUCUUAUGGGGGGCAGCCUCUGAGCUGUGCCCCCAGCAUCCAGACAUGCUCUGGCCUGCUGCAUGUAUGCCAAUACUGCCAGGCAAUGGGCUAGCAAAGUGAUGAGCCCCUCCGCUGCCCUAGCCCGCCUGGGCAUCCCCCCAUUUCUGUAAUUGGGCUGUGAUUGUCCAUUAAGACUCCCCCCCCAACUCCACUCCUGCUCUGCCACUUGUCUUUACUCACGCUAGGCUGGGGCUGUGCAAUGUCCAGAGGGCAUUGCCUGGAGAGCAGCCUCCAGCUGCCACCACUCAUGCCCAGCUUCAGAGUAUUCUGGGUCCCCUGCUGGCCUGGAGCCCAAUAACCCCCAGUGGGGCCUGCCAGGGCAGUGGCAGAGCUGGGGAGAACAGCUCAGCCCACUGGAGACCUAGUCCUUGCACUGGGUUGGCACAUACCACCUGGCCUUGCAGGUGGCAGGGCCAGCACACUUCCCCCCAGGCCCCAUGAGAAAGGUGGAGAGAGGACUGGGCACACUGGGACUGUGGGUGAACCAGGGUGCCUAGGGCCAGCCCUGUGCCAGCAGUUGUGGGGGCAUGCUCCUCCCCCUGGCAUGGUGGGGCAUGCAUCUGCUUGGGGGAAGGGAUAGCUCAGUGGUUUGAGCACUGGCCUGCUAAAACCCAGCGUUUAGGGAUCUGGGGCAAAAAA
This is a messenger RNA of Gopherus evgoodei (Goodes thornscrub tortoise), 2484 nucleotides long. RefSeq names its product aminomethyltransferase (gene AMT). Gene Ontology annotation, molecular function: protein binding. The record is from RefSeq and is a predicted model, not a curated record. Gene Ontology annotation, cellular component: mitochondrion. Lineage: Eukaryota; Metazoa; Chordata; Testudines; Testudinidae.